Messenger RNA from Filobasidium floriforme, 2987 nucleotides. RefSeq lists its product as uncharacterized. The transcript has 2 exons. Bases 101 to 2866 code for a protein of 921 amino acids. NCBI's taxonomy places the organism in Eukaryota, Fungi, Basidiomycota, Tremellomycetes, Filobasidiales, Filobasidiaceae. The record is from RefSeq and is a predicted model, not a curated record.
AGCAAAUUAUGCAUCAACCGAAUGUCAACGGUAGCGAACUAGCAGGCAGCCUUCAGCAUAGAUUCUCGAGAUAGGCUGGUCUUGACAGUAUCGACCGAACAUGCACGCUCGUCGGACGCUCGUGAGAGCUAUUGGCGCUCGGAUACCCAAAAGGCACUAUGUGCUACCAGCGUUCUCAUCAACACCAAAUCCUGGUCCUGGUUUCGAAGCGGAAGAUCAGGCUCGCCAUGCAGGGCCAUCCAACUAUCUCGAAGCUUCAAGCUCCUACAUACCCCAAAACAUCGACCGUGAACAGGUCGACAAGCUAUUUGAACUCGUCACCCGACCGAAUGAUCUUAAGGACUUGAUGCACCGGACGGAUGUUCCACAUUACGAUCAAGUCUGGACGACGUUGAUGUCGUUGACCAAGGAGACCCGGAACCAGCUCCCCGUACCCUUGCUCAAGCGGGUCUUGCGUCAGGUCGUACCCCCAAUCGCCGUCGUGCAACAGGCCUUGGUGACCAAACGAAACGCCGCGAACUCGACCGAAUCCGAGAUUUCGAGCGUUACCGAAUAUCCUUGGGAGCCGAGAUUGCAGUUGGUCGCUUCCAUACUUCGAUUCAUCGAGGAACGAGACCGGACAUCGAGCGAGGGUAUGCUCAAGCCGGAAGAACGAGCGAUAGUUAUGGACGACUACCUCUUUGUCCUCCGGCAAUUCGCAUUGACGGGCCACCUCGCUGGCUCUGAACGGGUGUUCAAGGAGAUGAAGGAUACCGGCAUCCCGCUCCCAGUCUACAUCCAUGACACCCGACUCAUGGUCCUCACCAAAUGGCUCACGAUCAGGAAAUCCAUCUAUCAACGAUUCAUCAAAUACGAAGUCGAACAAGAGAAGCCGCACAUCUUUGGGGUUGGCCAGACCGCACUAUCCACCUCUAUCCCCUUCUUCCCUCCCGAUGCCGUCGAGCUGUUCAAACAGAUCCUCGUCUCCAUGCGGGAAGACCAGGUCGUCUACCGUCAACUCACCUACGACCUACUUUUCCGAAUAGCCAAAGAGAGCAAGAACGACAAAGCUGCGGACAAGAUCCUCAAACUGGCUUACAACGUCGACCUGGCUUACCCGGAUAACGGUUUGGAUGCGCUUCGGACGAGGAUGAGAGAGGGGAUGGGAGAGGAUCCGACUGGAGGAAAUUGGGAGUUGCUGGAUGACGAGACGGAUGGAGGGGCUAUUGCUGUCGAGAGGCCACAGCAGGUACGAAGAUCGGGCUUGGAAGAGGGAGUUCAGGAAGGGCAUGGGCGGGUCAGGUGGAAUAAGCACGCUUUGAAUACGCUCGUCCGUCGGUUUGCCGAGCGAGGGGAUCUGAAGGGCAUGUUGCAGGCGUUCGAGGUCUUUGGGCAGAGUCCACAGGAGGCCGAACAGGUGGGCGUUGUAGGGGAGGAAGCGGGUGAGAUCGCGUCGUCAUUGGAGCAGGCGACAGAAGAACAGCAGGAGCAGGACGAAUCGACAUCGCCCGCCGUUGAGGACGAACCGAUCACCUUGACUGAAGCGAUGGCUAGGGAAGAAGCCAGUGGACAGCGACUCAACUUUUUCGGUCGGCCUACCCAACCCAAACCCUCGAAUGAGGUUGCCCGCGACAAUCGACCCAGAUUCCCCAUCAGACCCGCAGCAGAUUUUCUGCCCACCUUGCCUUUCCCCUUAGAGAUCGAAACCCGCACCAAGACCGCCCUCGAGCAGGACCCAGAACCGGUCGCGGCGGCUGAUCUCGAAUACAGCGAGAAGGAGUUCUUGAGCAACACCGAUACGUACCGGACUCUCAUCCAGGCCUGCGCGGUACAGGCGAGCCUGGCUACAGACGCCGAAGAGAGGGACUUUGCCAUGACCCUCGGUGUGCAUUUCUUGAGGGGUGCGGUCAGGGAGAUGAUCGUCCGGCACAACGCGUUCUUGGCGGUCUGGGUGAGGAUCAACGCGGUCACUGCCGAUCUCAAAAUGCCCGCCCCGCCCCCACCAAGGGAUGAAGAAGUGGACGGGGCACCGAUGAAAAAGGUCGUCGCGCUGAGACAGGUUCUGGAAAUCGGCGAUUAUUCUGAAGACUCGCCCUUGCGUCGUCCGCAUUACCAUGCCCCUGCGGCCGACCUCCACCCGAUCCGUUCUACCCUCCGAAAGCGACUGGCACAACCUUCUCUCACCGUCGCCCCGGAACUCGUUCUCCCGCUGUACAAGGUACUUCGCUCGACCCGGAAUUUAAGAAGCGUGCCUUCUCAUAAACGUUGGCUGCAGAAGCAUUUUAGCGAGGUUCAGGAGCUAGGGAAGUUGGCCAGGCGGUAUGGAAGGGAAGAAUGGAAGGUAUUGACCGGAAAACCGUGGGAAGAGAAGAAGGAGAUAGGCUUCUUCGGUCGAAGGAGAUUGGCUGCUCGACAGGCAGCAAGGGGGGAAGAAGGGACGAUUGAGGGGAUGAUGCAGAGUCUGCAGGAAAAGGACGAGCGGCUGAAGGAGGAGGCCGAGAAGGAGAAAGAAGCAUCUCAGAUGCAAGAGGAAGAAGAGACGGCGGUUCAUUUCCCCUCGACCAAAACGACGACGGCCUCGGGAUCAUCCGUCCGAUCCAGCUCUACCCUCCCACCAGCGUUCUUCAGCUCUGACCUGGCGGCAGAGCUGCACGUACCCUGGACAUGGUCGACUUCCCCAUUCUCCUCCGAGCCACCAGUCCUCACCCGGGGACGGCCAGAACCCAUCCGAUUCGUUUUGAGUAAACACAUGGGCAUUCUACGUGAACAUGGGCGCGAGUUGGAAAGGGUCAUGGAGGAGCAAGAAGCAGGUUGGGAAACGUACAAGCAGGAGAAGAUGAAGACGAAGAAAUCGUCACGGAACAAGACAACGAUUGCGGGGCAAUGAUAGAAUCCCAGAGGGGAUAGAAGUCUGUUCAGCGGUAGCGCAAAUGUAUCGCAUAGGUUGUCAUAGCAAUGGCAUAUCCAAUAUCUUAGCAUUGUGACAAGAUGAAAUAAAUCUCUUGCAG